AUGGAUGUACUCAAAGACACCGCUGAAUCCAUCAUCCUGAACCCGGAUCUCGCUCCUCUCCUUGCAAUCCUCAAAGCCGCUCGAAAUGGCGCCGUAUAUGGGGCCAAGGUCCGAUUCCCUCAUGCCCUUGUUAUGGUCUUUCUUUUUCGCUCGGGGUCAAUAAGAGAAAAAACACGAUUAGUCCUAAAAGCUACCAAACAACAUGCGAAGAACCUCGCUUCAUUUGCGGUAGUCUACAAGUCCGCCAUGUUGGUAUUAAGGCUUCUAAACCCCACAAACCCCGGGAAAGAAGGGCCAUACGAUACAUUCUUUGCUGGAUUGCUGGGCGGAUACACAGUCUUCGGUCGUGCGAAGCAGGGCAGUGUAAACCAACAAAUAGUCAUCUAUGUUUUCGCCAGAGUCAUGCUCGCUCUGGCGCGCCUUAGCAUCGAGGCCCCAGCCAUGACGAGUACAACGCCUACGCCGACAUUGUGGACGCAGAGACUAUCACCCGAGACAAAAGCUAUGGUCCAGAGAAACGCAUGGCCUGUGUUCGCCAGCUUUAGUUGGGCUUUUGUAAUGUACAUCUUCAGAUGGCAACCUGAAAGCAUUCAGCCCAGUUUGAGAAGCAGUAUGAAGUACAUAUAUGUCAAUUCGGAUUACUGGGACUCAUUGAAGAACUUCCUCAUCUACAACACAUAA
Molecule: messenger RNA, 681 nt
Organism: Exophiala spinifera
Lineage: Eukaryota; Fungi; Ascomycota; Eurotiomycetes; Chaetothyriales; Herpotrichiellaceae
Exons: 4
Coding region: 1-681 (226 amino acids)
Cellular component (GO): peroxisomal membrane
Source: RefSeq, a predicted model, not a curated record